AUGAAGGAAAAUGGGCAGGCAUCGCGUUCCCGUGAAGGGGAAGGCGAACGCGUAGAAGAAAAUGCUGGGGGGUCCAGAGGAAGUCUCUGGGUCCUGAACUUGACUUACGCGAUCGCGCUUAUGGAGAUGCGAAUACGAUUUGCUAUUCGAGGAAUGUCAGCUGAAGUAGCUAUUGCCCUUCGAGCUUCUUUUGGUACUCCUCUUUCUUUAGAGAGAGCACAAGCUACGCUGUCAAAGAGGAAAGUUGUUGAAGAGGAUUCCGAGGACGAUGAAGAUGAAGACACCUCUUUGGCAGUUAGACCUAGAGUCAGGAGACGUAUCAUUUCUGAAGAUGAAGCUGAAAUUUCUCCUACCCGUGCCUCCUCUCCGGUUAAUAUUGUUUCCGAUGAUGAAACCAUCCCCAGGGACACCAUUGAAUCCACUCAACGUUUCUUCACUGAGGGUUUCGAAAGUGGUAAACUAGGUCCGGUUUUAGAUGAGGUUCCUCUUUCCUCUUCCAUUCCUAUUCCUUCUUUAGUUUCAAGUACAUCUUUGCCCAUUUUAUCUGUUCCUGCUUCUUUGUCAAUUUCUGCUCCUUUACCUGCUUCGACUCCCUCGACUCCUGUUAUUUUUACCUCUUCUACCGUUCCUCCUUCUAUAGCUCCCCCUUCCUCUGUUCAGCAUGCAGAGGAGGGUUCUAGUAGCAGAAGUUUAGCUAUGAGGAGUGUAACACUUGAGGCCAACCUUAUUGGCACGGAGUUGAUGGGAAGAAUUUCCCUUUUAGAAAAGAAGGCUCGUGAAUCUGAUAAGACUAUUCUCGAGGCUGAGAGGGUAGCUAAGGAAGCCCAGCUGGAGCAAAAGCGGACUCUGACUUCGGAUUUAGCGAAGGCCAAGGCUUCUUCUAGUAAAGCCGAGAAGGACAAGGAGCGCCUCGAGUGUUCCUUUUCAGAGCAAUUAUCAAAGUCAAGUGAAGAAAUCAGAGAACUUAAAGCACUCUUGAACAAGAAAGAAGAAUAUGCAGGAGAGUUAGUACAAAACUUGACUCAAGCUCAAGCUGAUUUGAAGAUCUCCUCUGAUAAGGUUCAUGCAUUGGAGAAUGAAGCUCCCGUGACUGAAGAACCUUUAAAUGAAGAAGCUGCUGCUGUGACAAUUGAAGUUGAAAAUGUUGCUAUUCCAGCUCCCGAGGGUGAAACUUCUAUGAAUCGGUUUGAGGAAGCUGACGCUUCCGUGGCUCUUGCUCCCCUCGAAGAAUCUACCAUUUCAAUUCCAGCUGAAACCGCUUCUGUUGCUGUUUCUUCAGAAGUUACCGUCCCUGAAAGUGAAGCUGAUAUCACAACUUCUGAUGCUCCAGCCCCUCAGUGA
This is a messenger RNA of Nicotiana attenuata, 1341 nucleotides long. RefSeq lists its product as uncharacterized. NCBI's taxonomy places the organism in Eukaryota, Viridiplantae, Streptophyta, Magnoliopsida, Solanales, Solanaceae. The transcript is spliced from 6 exons. The record is from RefSeq and is a predicted model, not a curated record. The coding region runs from base 1 to 1341 and encodes 446 amino acids.